GGGGCGGAGGCACCGCCUCCCCCGGCGCCGUGGACGCUCUCUCUCUGCCCUCUCAGCGAUGGCUCCGGCGCGGCGCGUUGCGGGCUGGUGGCGGCUCGUGGCCCUGUGGGCGCUCGGCCCCGCGCUGUACGGCCGGGCUGAGCCGGACCCGCACGGGCAGCACCUCUACAGCGCCGAGAUGCUGCGCCACGGCGCCGCCGCCGCCCCGCACUUCGUCAUGUUCUUCGCGCCCUGGUGUGGACAUUGUCAGCGUUUGCAGCCAACUUGGAAUGAUUUGGGAGAUAAAUACAACAACAUGGAAAACCCACAGGUUUAUGUUGUUAAAGUGGAUUGUACUACAGAUACUCCACUGUGCUCUGAAUUUGGCGUCCGAGGAUACCCUACACUAAAGUUGCUUAAACCAGGACAAGAACCUCUGAAAUACCAAGGCCCUAGGGACUUCCAGGCGCUGGAAAAGUGGAUGUUGGAGAAGCUAAAUGAGGAACCACCUGUUACAGAAUCAAAUGUGGAACCACCAAAAGCCCCUGAAGCUAAGCAAGGAAUGUAUGAACUCUCAGCAGACAAUUUCAAGAUGCACAUAGCAGAAGGUAAUCACUUUAUCAAAUUCUUUGCCCCUUGGUGCGGUCAUUGCAAGGCUUUGGCCCCAACCUGGGAACAGCUGGCUCAGGCCUUUGAGCAUUCAGAAACUGUCAAGAUUGGCAAGGUUGACUGUACCCAGCAUUAUGAAGUCUGCUCUGAAACCCAAGUUCGUGGCUAUCCCACUCUCCUUUGGUUUAAGAAUGGUGAAAAGAGUGACCAGUACAAAGGGAAGAGGGACUUCGAUUCCUUAAAAGAAUAUGUAGAUUUACAACUACAGAGCUCUGGGAAAGAGUCACCACCAGCAGCUGAACCCACCGACGCCCCGCAGCCACCCGCAGAACCCACUCGUGUUGAGGCUGCAGUGCUCUCUCUCUCUGAAAAAGACUUUGAUGCAACCAUUGCUAGGGGGAUCACUUUCAUUAAAUUCUAUGCUCCAUGGUGUGGUCACUGUAAGAACUUGGCUCCAACUUGGGAGAACCUUGCCAAAGAGCAAUUUCCAGGUUUGACUGAUGUCAAAAUAGCAGAAGUAGACUGCACUGUGGAACGUAAUGUCUGCAACAAAUUUUCUGUACGUGGUUAUCCUACACUUCUGCUUUUCCGAGGUGGAAAGAAAGUCAGUGAACACAAUGGAACAAGAGACCUUGAAUCACUGCAUAGCUUUGUCUUGCGUCAGGCAAGGGAUGAACUGUAAUAAAAGUCUGGAUGCUCCAGCCCUGGCUGUCUUUUUACAAUAGCUGAGGGAUUUGAAUUAUUGUUAAUUUUCAAAUAGUGUGUUUAGGGGGUGGGAGGGGGAUGUGGGUAUUUUUUUUCUUUGUUUUUAGGAAAUUGAAUGUACUAAACAUUGGUAUCUUCCCUCUGUGUGUGUGUGUGAAGGAAAACUAACAAGUAGUUACUGUGCAAAUUGAGAAUAUUUUCAGCAUUUGUAGUGUUAACUGCAUUUCUGCAUUCCCACAAUGAAGUGUAAAUAAUUUCCUUUGAGACUAAAAUACAUCAAGAAAACCACCUUAAGGGCAGCAGUAGAAUAUGUUUGUCUUCAGGUCAAUUUGAUUAAAAAGUAAUCCCUGCAAACAGCCCACUGUUGCUAGAAAGGUAAAAGUUACAUCUGUGUCAAGUCACUUUUGCCUCUACAACUGUACUUAAAACCUAUUUGUCUUAAUAUAGCUGCUGGUUAAGAAAUGGAAAGUCAUAGGAGGUUGAACACACACUCACACACGCACACACACCUGGGAAGAUACCAGGCCACCACAAGCUGGUUGUCUCCUGUUAAUCCUCUCAGCAUGGGAGGUCUAGCCAUAAUGGAAGUGAUGGUACUGUAACAUGUGCCUGUAUAUUACUGAUGCCAUAGUGUACAUGUGUCAGGUGGAUUUUCGUAGGCUGUUUCCAUCCAGCUCUGAAGGAGUAACUGUGCUCUACUUACACAGAGCCACAGUGAAUAGGCGCUAUUGUAACUGCUCUGUUAAUGUUAAACAAUUGGUUAAAUUUCAGAGCUGAUGAUAUGCAUUUCCUACCCUUGCCUGAAUCUAGACUUUUUGCUGACCUGCUCCUUAGACGACUUGGAGAACAACAAGCAGUACGAUGCUUCAUUUCUUUUAUUAUUCAGCUGUUCUGUAGUAGUGUCAAAUAGUUCCCCACUCUUGAGCCUUAACCUUUUUCCAAGCUGUAAGCAUUGCUAAGUUUGAAUGCUAGGACCAUGCACCCUGUGGUGCCUUGGAUUGUAAUAUGGAUCUGUUCUUUGGUGCAUAAGAUGUUCCAUGUUAGACAUAAUUGAAAGCCAAAGAAUUUACACUGCAGAGACUGUCACGAUGCAGUGACAGCAGCAAACCAAGGACAGAAUUAUGCCACACAGAAACUCAUGGAAUGAGGAUGGCUGCAAGCUGAUUUGACUAAUGUGUCAAGAUGCUGAUUUUCAUCCAUUAUAUGGAGCAGGUUGCUGGGUUGUUGUGGUUGUUUUUUUUUUUUUCUAAAAAAGGCAAAACAACAAUGAACUUUUAAAUUAGUGGGUUGCUCCUGGUACUUCACUGUCUGUCCAGAACUUAUGAUUCUGUUCAAUCUUAAAAUGUGUAAGGGUGAAAAAGCCACAGUGAAACCAAGUGUUGUACUGGCAGAUGUAUUAGAUCAAUAUAUAUACUUCUGCCUUAAAGGAAGCCUUUAUUAUCGCGUUUUUAACAACUUUCUAGUGAAGCACAAUCUCAUGAGUUUCUUGUACAAAAUCGAAGUGGUACAAUUGUUUACACUGAGAUUUUUCUAAAUAAAAACUUUUUAAAAAAGCAGUCUUUCUAUAAAUGAUACAGCACAAUGAAUAUACAGUGACAAGUGCAAUAAAUUAUAGCUCGUAUUUACAAGAAGCCUUUUAAAUGCAAGUAUUAGAGGUAAGUGCAUUUGAUACAGGUUUAAUAUUGAUCAAAACAAUUUGCUAUUAGUUUCUGCUAGACAAACUGUGGCUACACUGCAAAUGUAUCCUUUAUACCAGUUUGUUAGUUGCGUGAAUUGAAGGGGAGAAAGGUUGGCCAAAUACUUGUAUGUGUUGUUGACAUUCCGUCUUCCUGCAAAUAAAUUGUCCAGUUAGAGAA
Molecule: messenger RNA, 3149 nt
Organism: Cuculus canorus (common cuckoo)
Lineage: Eukaryota; Metazoa; Chordata; Aves; Cuculiformes; Cuculidae
Gene: TXNDC5
Product: thioredoxin domain containing 5
Exons: 10
Coding region: 59-1270 (403 amino acids)
Biological process (GO): protein folding
Cellular component (GO): endoplasmic reticulum
Molecular function (GO): protein disulfide isomerase activity
Source: RefSeq, a predicted model, not a curated record